Xiphias gladius (swordfish) is the source of this 6183-nucleotide messenger RNA. It is a transcript of the gene clec16a, whose product is annotated as C-type lectin domain containing 16A. Gene Ontology annotation, cellular component: endolysosome membrane; late endosome. Bases 299 to 3769 code for a protein of 1156 amino acids. Gene Ontology annotation, biological process: endosomal transport; endosome to lysosome transport; regulation of autophagosome maturation. The record is from RefSeq and is a predicted model, not a curated record. The transcript has 24 exons. Lineage: Eukaryota; Metazoa; Chordata; Actinopteri; Istiophoriformes; Xiphiidae.
UGUCGCGUGCGUUAAUCGUCACUGCUAAUAUGGAAAUUGAAAGCUGUAGUUUUUGCUCCACUGGCUCUUGUGUCCCGUAUCAACUAGUCGUCUUAGGGAAAAGAACUGCAACUCCCAAACAGACCGUCCACUGAAAAUGUUACGUAAUACUUCCUCAGCGCAGCUAUCGCCGCCUCUCACCUUCUGUUUGCUAAGUAGCUAUCUGUACGGGAAAGUGGGUGUAAUGGAUAUAUGCGGACACUAACCUUAGCGAAAUAACGUGCCUGGCAAAAACAUAAUCCCCCUUAAAACCACAACCAUGUUUGCCCGCUCACGGAGCUGGGUUGGAGGACAGGGGAGAACGAAAAACAUCCACUCCUUGGACCAUCUGAAGUAUAUGUACCAUGUCCUGACCAAAAACACCACAGUGACAGACCACAACAGAAACCUACUGGUAGAGACCAUCCGCUCCAUCACAGAGAUCCUCAUCUGGGGGGACCAGAAUGACAGCUCUGUGUUUGACUUCUUCCUGGAGAAGAACAUGUUUGCCUUCUUCCUUAACAUCCUGCGUCAGAAGUCGGGACGCUAUGUCUGCGUCCAGCUCCUCCAGACCCUCAACAUACUGUUUGAGAACAUCAGCCAUGAGACGUCCUUAUAUUACCUCUUGUCGAACAACCACGUGAACUCCAUCAUCGUCCACAAGUUUGACUUCUCAGACGAGGAGAUCAUGGCCUACUAUAUCUCCUUCCUCAAGACCCUGUCACUGAAACUCAACAACCACACCGUGCAUUUCUUCUACAAUGAGCACACUAAUGACUUUGCCCUGUACACCGAGGCCAUUAAGUUUUUCAACCACCCUGAAAGCAUGGUCCGCAUCGCAGUCCGCACCAUCACACUCAACGUCUACAAAGUUUCAUUGGACAACCAGCACAUGCUGCACUACAUCCGGGAUAAGACAGCAGUCCCAUAUUUCAGCAACUUGGUGUGGUUUAUUGGCAGCCAUGUCAUUGAAUUGGACAAGUGUGUGCAGACAGAUGAAGAACAUAAGAACAGGGGGAAGUUAAGUGACCUGGUAGCAGAGCACCUUGACCACCUUCACUACCUGAACGACAUUCUCAUUAUAAACUGCGAAUUCCUUAAUGACGUCUUGACAGACCACCUCCUCAACCGUCUGUUCCUGCCCCUCUAUGUGUACUCUUUGGUUAGCCCUGAGACGUCUGAAGAGCGAAAAAUCAACCCUCAGGUGUCCCUCUACCUGCUGUCUCAAGUGUUUCUGAUCAUCCACUAUCAGCCACUGGUCAACGCCCUGGCCGACGUUAUUCUAAAUGGGGACCUGUCUGUCUUCACCUCACAGACAGACAUACACAGCACCCAUAAGAACACGGCCAGUGCAGGAGGCGUGCGUCGGUUCAGCAAGCCCCCGGAGUCUCUGGAGCGCUCCCUUGAGAUGUCCCGACACCGCGGUCGCAAGAGGACCCAGAAGAGGCCAAACUACAAGAACUUGGGCGAGGAGGAGGAUGAUGAAAGGGCUGGGGGAGGGGGAGGAAGCGGUGGACUUGGAGGAGAGGAGAGCUGGGAUGAUAACAGCAGAGGAGGAGAGAGGGAGGGAGGCCGAGAGAGGGAGAAGGGAAAAGGUACAGAGGGAGUAGGAGGAGGAGGAGGAGGAGGAGGUGGAGGUGGGAGUUCUAAGGGAAGCAGAGCGAGUGGGGAGACAGCGGAAGAGAUAGAGAUGGUGGUGAUGGAGAAGUGUAAGGUGUCCGAGCUGACAGAGCAGAACAUCACUGACGAGGAGAAGACCGCUGCAGCCACCCGCACACACACACAGAGGAGCAGACCAUUCUUAGACAUGGUGUACAGUGCCCUCGACUGCACCAGCGAUGACUACCACGCCCUGUUUGUCCUCUGCCUGCUUUAUGCUGUCUCACACAGCAAAGGUAUAAACCAAGAUCUUCUGGAGCGGCUGCAGCUGCCGGUUCCUGAACGGGAGAGGAGCUCAUACAGCCUGGUGCUGGUAGAGAGACUAAUCAGAGUUAUGAGCCAGGCAGCGCAGCCAGAUGGUAAAGUGCGUCUAGCUACACUGGAGCUGGGCUGCCUUUUAUUAAAGCAGUCUGUGCUGUCUGGAAACCACUGUAUAAUCAAAGAUGUUCAUCUCGCCUGCCUGGAGGGUGCAAGAGAAGAAAGUCUGCAUUUACUGCGGAGAUUCUACAAGGGAGAGGAGAUCUUUCUGGACAUGUUUGAAGAUGAAUACAGGAGUAUGACGAGUAAACCGCUGAACGUAGAGUAUCUAAUGAUGGAUGCCUCAAUACUGCUGCCACCCACCGGCACCCCUUUGACCGGCAUUGACUUUGUUAAGAGACUUCCCUGUGGAGAUGUGGAGAAGACACGCAGGGCAAUCCGUGUGUUCUUCAUGUUGCGGUCGCUGUCACUUCAGCUUCAGGGAGAACCUGAGACACAGCUGCCUCUGACCAGACCUGAAGACCUUAUCAAGACAGAUGAUGUCUUAGACCUCAAUAACAGUGACCUAAUAGCCUGUAUGGUGGUCAGUAAAGAUGGUGGCCAGGCCCAGAGGUUCCUCGCUGUAGAUGUGUAUCAGAUGAGUCUGGUCGAACCGGAAACCAAACGUCUUGGAUGGGGUGUAGUAAAGUUUGCCGGACUCUUGCAAGACAUGCAGGUGUCUGGUGUUGAGGACGACAGCAGAGCGUUGAACAUUGUCAUCCAUAAGCCCAGCUCCAACCCCCAUGCCAAGCCCCUGCCCAUCCUGCAGGCCAACUUCAUCUUCGCUGACCACAUCCGCUGCAUCAUCGCCAAGCAGAGGCUGGCCAAAGGUCGCAUCCAGGCCCGACGCAUGAAGAUGCAGAGGAUCGCUGCUCUGUUGGACCUGCCAGUGCAGCCCAGUGCAACAGAUGUUUUGGGUUUUGGUCAGACAGCCAGCGCUUCACCCAGCGGCCUGCCUUUCCGAUUCUACGAGCAGUCAAGACGGGCCCCUAAUGACCCCACAGCAAAUAGAUCAGUCUUUGCCUCCGUUGAUAAAGUACCAGGUUUUGCUGUGGCUCACUGCGUGUCGCAGCACAGUCCCUCGCCUCUCUCCUCCCCCUCGCCUCCCUCCAGUGGGAGUGGAAGCACAGGAAGAUGUGACUCUGUUACUGCAAGCACUAUAUCAGCUCAGAGCCCCACAGAUGAAGGUACGUUUUUGGAGCACACCCCGCCCUCCUCCUCGGGCGGAGAAGGGGAAGGAGGAGGUGGAGAAGCAACGCUAGCCUCCUCUACUCCUUCGACCCCAGUCACUGCUCCGGCCCUGGCCCCAAGCCUCACCCCGGCCUCGCAGCCCACCAUCUCCCUCCUCACAGACAACAAUGCUGAGACCCUCAGCGUGGAGUCGCUCACGCUGCUACCCCCUGCUGACUCACCGCACUUGCACCCAUGCGCCAGCCACAUUCCCAUGAUGCACUCCCUCCAGAGACCAGACGCCACCAUCGCGGAGGAGGAGGAGGAGGAGGAAGACAAAGAGGGGGAUAGGAAAGGAGAGCAAAGAGAAGAGGAGGAGCUGCAAGAGGAGGAAGGGUCACCAAUGGAUGAGACAGAGACAGAUGCGACGCUAAAAGAGGAAACCACGACGACGGAGUUGGUCACACCCACUGACGAAGCACCAGAGGAACCAGAGGGAAGAGACGAGCCAGAAGGUGAGGUCCUGCUCUCUGCUGCAGAGCUGCAAGAAAGAGACGACUCUGUAGAGAAGACAAGAGAUGCAGAGACGCACACUGAAACACCAGACUCACCUGAACUGGAUUAAGCAACACACACACACACACACACACACACACACACACACACACACACACACACACACACACACACACACACACACACACACACACACACACACACACACACAAACACACCAUACAUACAGUACACACAGUCAGCUGCACUAGCCUUUUAGCCACUGUAUGUUCAGACUGCCUCUGGGUAGGUAUGUGUGUUCCACAUGUGGUUUAGUUCUCAUUCUUCCACAUGUAAAGCAAUGAUCCAUUCAUAUCCCAUUUGAUAAUUGGUGUCUAUUAUAGAACAUGUGUUAAAUCAUCUGCAACAUCUUGAGCAAGGAGGCAGCAGGUAUCAAACUGUAGAAGUUAAUUUAAUGUUAACCUAAUCUUUUUUUUAAAGCCGCAUCUCCUGCUCUACCAGUGACCAUUUUCAUUACUUCAUGUGGGAAAGCAACUUGAGGUGUGUGAAAGCCGCUUUUUAAUGGGGAUCAUAACCAGCACACAGUUGGCUUACAUCAUUGUAAGUGUCUUGGGCCGACAGGUUUUGGAAAAGGUGGACCCGCGGGUUGCUUGAAUGCAGCGUUGAGAAGCACGUUUUUUCAGAUAUGCAAAAGAAAUCAAUUCACUUUGAGCUCAGUUUGAUUGGCUUUUAUUUCAACUUCCAUUACAGCAUCAAUGACUUCUUUGCGAAAUCCGUGGUUCAUAGCCGGCACGGAUUCGAUAAUGUGUGUUCAUUUGCAGAAGUAGUUCAGCUGUCAGCAGCCUGACCAAUUGUUUGAGAGAUCUGAAUGGAGCAAAGGCUGCUGAAUAAGAAGUACAGUAGAUAUAUAUAAUGCAGAGCAGUUCACCAAGUAGUAGUAGUAAGUGACUGAGUGACUUGAGUCAAUCCAUGCACUGAUUCAUUCAUGCUUUUUAUACAUGGAGCAGUUCACCCUUUGGCAACACAGGUGUACUCAAAUAUAACAUGAUUUAACAUGCUGUUUUACUGGUUUAACUAGGGUAUUUCAGAUUGUUUGAUUAUAUUUAGAAAAAUAGAUAAGAAAAGUUCCAUUUGCUUGACUAAAUGAAACUCUGUCAGCUUCACAGGGUGAUGCAGUAUAAUAGCGAUCUGUGAUGUUCAACUUCAAAGAGUCAUGAGAAAGCUUUUGAAAUAACAUCCAUGUCAUCGGGUCUGCACAUCGCCACAACAACACUGGGUUGAAUGUAUCAGCUAGUUGCCUCUCAGAGCUCAGUUUUAUUCUAUAUGUGCUUUUAUAGUUUUACUCUAAAAUGCAUUCAACUCUCCAGUGACUGUUGGGAGCAUUCUCACUCAAAUUUGAUAAACUGUUUGUCAAAACAAGUUUUGUUUUUUGGUUUUUUUGGGGGGGGUUUUCCCCAUCCAGCGGCUGGAGAGCCAUAAAGUAUCCUUUCUCCAGGAAUGAAAAGUAGGAGUAUAAUGUGGUUUAUAUCUCCCAAAAAAACCAAAAACAUGAAGUUUGGAUCAUAUUUUUAUCCCAAAGUGAGCCCAUAGCCGUGUUUAAAACCUGGAAUUAUCGAAGUUAUAACCCAAAGAGAGACAAAAGCACUCUUGCAAAACCAACAUUUGGAUUUAUUUCAGUUUUGGGAAACCAGAUGCUGUCCUGAGGUCGGCCUGUAGAGGCAAACCCCCUCGUCAACCUCUUCCUUUAAUCAGCUAAGUAAAGUUUUACUACUGCAGCAAUCUUAAGAGCUAACCAGUGAGGGGAGAGAUGAAUGUAACAGACAACUUAUCUCUCCAAACAGAAGUGUUAUUUGAUCAAUUUGGAAAAAGUGGGAUCAGUGUAUUUUAUCCUUGAUUCAUGACUUGAUUGAUCUCUUAGGAACAAAGUACACACACAGAUUGUUUAAAACAUGUUUCUCCCCGUGUCCUAAUCUUUUCUUAAUCCUUUUAAUCUUGCUGCUUUUCUCUUCCACCUUUGCUCUCCAGCUCACUCUCUUCUUUUCUGCGCCAUCAUCAAACAACUGAAGUCUUAAUGCUCGAUCAUUGUUAUUUUUUUAACUCUGUACAGCCAUCAACAAAUUUAUAAAUGAGAAAUUCAUAGCAAUACUUUUUUUUUUUUUUUUUUUGAGUCUGUCUCUUAGUAUUUCCAUCUUGCUAGUGUAAAUAGUGGAAGAAUGAUAGUGAUAUCACUGACAUGCUGAAGGGGCUUGGCACAAUUUGUAGAGCUGACACUGAUGGUUUGGGGGAACACGCCGCCAUCUUGUCUUCCAACAUGGUGGCGUGUUGUCUGUAAUCCCUGGCAACCUCUAUCAAAACGUGCCAUGUCAAGGUUCCAUUAUUAAGUCUCUGAUUGUAAUGUGCGUGUAUGUAAUAUGUUUGUAUGCUCUGUAAAUGCUUUUGGCUUUUAAAACUGUAAUUAUUGUUAAUGACCUAAAAGAGAGGAAUAAAUAACGAACUGCAAUAAAUUAUUCUACUAAACAGUGA